UGGGUUCGAUACCGGAGUUACCAGCACGUUCAUGCCGAGAAAUAAAAGCUAGCGAAGGAAAAAACAUUGCAAGCAACAAAUACUGGCUGGAUCCAUCUGGCACAGGGAAGGCAGUUUUGGUUUACUGUGAUAUGAAUUGGGAAGGAUUUACAGCUGUUUUUACAAAUCUUGGUAAGAGUGGAACAAAGGGUCCAGACUUAGUUGGCAGUCACUACACAGGUCAGGAUCAUGACGGACAAGUUACAGUGUCCAACGGUACUCAACUGUGGACUGUGCCACACACUGGUGAAUACAGAAUAGAAACAAUAGGAGCCUCAGGGGGGUACGGAAAAGACACUGUUAUCAAGAACAGAGGGAGAGGGGCUCGGAUGAUUGGAAACUUUAUGUUGACCAAAGAUGAGAUCAUUCGUAUACUUGUUGGUCAAAGAGGGGAAAGAUCGAAUUCUUACAAAAAUGCUGCCGGAGGCGGAGGAGGUACAUUUGUAGUAAGAGGAGACAACAAGCCUUUGAUCAUAGCUGGAGGUGGAGGAGGAGUUGCUAACAUGACAGAACAACAUUCAGGAUGUGAUGCGUCCAUAAACACAACAGGGAAUGCAGGGCAUAACUCGCCAUUCCUGUCAGGAGGAAGUAACGGAAAUGGAGGACAAACUGAUAAACCGCACUCUGGCGGUGGUGGCGGCGGCUUUUACAGUAAUGGAGAAGACUCAGAGAAUUCUGGUGGAGGGGGAAAGGGAGGUAAAGGAUUUCUGGCCGGAGGAGAGGGGGGAGCAUAUCGGGGUGGUUUCGGAGGUGGGGGUGGUUCUCGUUCUAGAGGUGAGAUACCUGGAGGCGGUGGAGGGUACUCCGGGGGAAGUGGAGGUGCGAAUAAAGAUCUUUCCUGUGGGGGAGGGGGAGGUUCUUUCAACAACGGAACAAAUCAGCAAAAUGAAUGUUGUUAUAAUACUGCUGGACAUGGUAAAGUGAUCAUUACAUUUCUUCACUGAAAUGCAUGGCAGCACUUUCCCUAGAGUGUAGUGGUAAUUCUGUUUUGAAGCGCUUAUUGAUAUUGGUUUUUAAACUCAAUUGCUUUUAAUUUUUUUGGGUCAUUAUUUAGAUUUUACUAUUAAGCCGUGUUACUGUAAGACAAACAGCGCAACAUGUGGUUCUAGAGCCGUUUAUAUUUGAGGUUAGAAUUAAAAUUCACUAACAACAUUUGUUAGAAUAAGUGAGUUUGUGAAUUUUUACCGGCCUAACCUACUCCCCCGGGGGGGAGGGAUGGAGUAGGGGA
Messenger RNA from Pocillopora damicornis (cauliflower coral), 1267 nucleotides. RefSeq names its product putative glycine-rich cell wall structural protein 1. The record is from RefSeq and is a predicted model, not a curated record. NCBI's taxonomy places the organism in Eukaryota, Metazoa, Cnidaria, Anthozoa, Scleractinia, Pocilloporidae.